AUGGGAAAGAACACUGUUCUAGAGUUGGUUGUUGCCCUCUCCUCGGCCACGCUGGAAAUUGAUAGACUGAAGCGGCAGAGUACAUCUCGGCUGGACUCCCGCACAGCGCAAAUCGAUGACUCCCACGACACAAAUACUCCCGACGGAAGUGCCCUACAAUCACUUCAAUCUCCUCUAGACCUUCAGCCAGAACCAUCUACAGAGUCCGCGGAAAACGAGACAAGUCCAGCAAUCAGUAUCGACCCAUGGUUCGACAGUCUGAAUGUCUUCAGAAGCCCUGUCCUCAUCGGCGAGGCUGCCGACGCCGCUUUUGCGACUCGAUUUCGCCAGGUCAUCACGGACCCGUUAGCUCCCGAGCCUAUCCACCUCAUACGACUGAAUUAUGCCUCCAACGAGUCCAUGAUGUCGCUGGCUCAUGUCAACACACCAUGGCCAGGGCCUUCUCGCGCGAAGUUUCUGCUUGAGGCUGCCAUGAAGUACAUUGGGCGUUCAUAUCACAUAGUGGAAACACAAGCAAUUACAGAAUGUUGGAAGCAGAACAAUCAUGACGCGAGCUUGGAAGCGAUAGUGCUUCGUUGUAGAACUUGGGCCUUGUUUGCUAUCGGGGAGCUCUACGUGUCCAAAUCCACCGGUGUCCACGGUUUCCCUGGAAUGGCAUACUUUGCGCAAGCAUCCAAGGCUUUAGGAUACCUUGAAGAGCGCCCCGAAGUCGAAACCGUUGAGCUUUAUCUUCUUUUGUCUUUCUACUCCAUGGCCCUAAACCGACGAUAUAGUGCGUACGUUUUUGCGGGCACUGCCGUCCGUGUCGCUAUUGUUAUAGGCCUACACCUCAACAUCCCGGAGUCUCAAUUGCCAGACCCCUUGGUUCGCCGACAUCGAAAAAGCCUCUUUUGGACUGCAUAUAUCAUAGACCGACUCUAUGCUGCGAACCUAAAUCACCCGCCGGCAAUUCAAGAUGAUGACAUUGGUGUUGACCUGCCUUGCGAGCCAUCUACUUCGAGCUCGACCGACAGCCAUGCGUCCGAACGCAAGCUGAAGGUACAUGCGCAAACCUCUCAAGCCGCGUACAAGGCUGCCUCAAAGAUCUACAAUCCUGGUUUGAAAUCUUACCUCGGCCGUUACAGAUAG
Molecule: messenger RNA, 1128 nt
Organism: Colletotrichum tamarilloi
Lineage: Eukaryota; Fungi; Ascomycota; Sordariomycetes; Glomerellales; Glomerellaceae
Product: fungal specific transcription factor
Exons: 4
Coding region: 1-1128 (375 amino acids)
Biological process (GO): positive regulation of transcription by RNA polymerase II; DNA-templated transcription
Cellular component (GO): nucleus
Molecular function (GO): zinc ion binding; sequence-specific DNA binding
Source: RefSeq, a predicted model, not a curated record